CCACCGUCUCACACCAGUUAAGCCCCUCAGUUUUUGAGUAUCCCCCGGACCUCAGAUCUCGCUUUAUUUUCGCAGGAUUUCGGUCUCGAAUAUUUUAAACCCCUCUAAUUUCGAACCCUAUUACUGUAUCAAAAUCUCGUGUUAGCUCCGAUGGUCGUCUGCAAAUGUCGGAAGGCGACCAGGAUUUAUUGUUUCGUGCACAAGGUUCCAGUUUGCGGAGAAUGCAUCUGUCUUCCUGAGCACCAGAUUUGUGUGGUAAAAAAUUACUCUGAUUGGGUAGUCAAUGGAGAGUAUGACUGGCCUCCUGACUGUUCCCUAUGUCAUGUUGUGAUUGAAGCUGGAGCAGAAACUACUCGACUGGGUUGCUUGCAUGUUAUGCACACUAGUUGCCUGGUGUCACAUAUUCAAAGUUUUCCUCCUCAAACAGUGCCAGCAGGAUAUGUGUGCCCUGCAUGUUCUUCUCCUAUAUGGCCCCCAAAAAGCAUUAGAGAUACGGGAUCUCGCCUUCAUUCGAAGUUGAAAGAAGCAAUAAUCCAGAGUGGCUUGGAGAAAAAUAUUUUUGGAAAUCAUUUGGUUUCGUUACCAACAGUACAGUCCCUUGCUUCUCCUCCAGCUUUUGCUUCAGAUCCGCUUGCCCACGUAUCUGGUGUUGGUGUCGAAGAUGGAGAGAAAUAUGGUUCCAUUUCAGUGGAUAUUAAUAGAUAUCCAACUUUACCAUCUUCUGCUACGGGGUCUUCUAAAAAUUCAGAAUCAGAGAUAGUUGAAAUUGAUGGUCCCAGUCCUUUAGAGAACCAAUUUGUAGCAGAUCAAGAUCCAAAAUUCAAGAAAAGCGAGAGCCUUGCUGGUCCUGGUGCCACUGCAAGAAAGGGGCCACACCAUGUGGACAGGCAAUAUUACGAAACGUCAUAUUAUGCAGAUGAUGAAGAUGUAACAAGUAAAAAAUAUACCAGAAGAGGUUCUUUCCGGCAUAAGUUCUUUAGGUUCCUGCUUCCAUUCUGGUCCAGUGCACUUCCAACUCUACCUGUGACAGCGCCUCCACGCAAAGACAGAAGUAACCCAGAUGAUGUUCCAGAAGGGCGCUUACGGCACCAAAGAUCAUCCAGGAUGGACAUCAGAAAAAUCUUAUUUGCCAUGGCAAUCAUGGCAUGUUUGGCAACAAUGGGCAUACUGUAUUACCGAUUGGCCCAAACUCUUGGUGAUGACGCAGCACAAGAUGAGCCUUAAUGAGCAGGUGACUAUUAAUUUGUGCUUUGUUCGGAAAGCUCAAACCAUCAAAUUGUAGCUAGAAAGGUUGCUCUUACCUUAUGUUUCAUCCAAGAAGCACUGAGAAUAACGUUUGUUUCAACGGUGAUCUUCUCACGGAAUGCAUUGCUAUACACAUGGCCCUCUUGUGUUAAAAAAUCGAGUCAUUAAAAUUCUUUUGGAAUCAAUACAGGGAUUACAGAGUGCUUCGAGGUGGUUGAUUUUUUAUUUUUAUUUUUUUCUUCCAUAAGGAUUGCUGUGUUAGAGAUGUAAAGUUUGGUGCUAUUCACUUAAAAUACUUCUUCAAACAGAAGCCGUGUACAUUGUUUCGUUCUGCUGAUGCGAGAUGCAUCUAGAUUUCUUACUGAGGACAAUUAAGAGAUUUAUAUUCUGAAGUUAUGUUUUGCUUGAUUA
Messenger RNA from Asparagus officinalis (garden asparagus), 1656 nucleotides. Its product is annotated as zinc finger protein-like 1 homolog. The transcript is spliced from 10 exons. The record is from RefSeq and is a predicted model, not a curated record. Lineage: Eukaryota; Viridiplantae; Streptophyta; Magnoliopsida; Asparagales; Asparagaceae. Gene Ontology annotation, cellular component: Golgi apparatus. The coding region runs from base 151 to 1224 and encodes 357 amino acids.